Spirodela intermedia is the source of this 906-nucleotide messenger RNA. The record is from the annotation of a GenBank genome assembly. Lineage: Eukaryota; Viridiplantae; Streptophyta; Magnoliopsida; Alismatales; Araceae.
AUGCCUAAUUUCCGGAUGCUUCUCGUCGUCGGUGGCAGCGUUGUUGCCGUCGUGGUGGACGCCAUUGCCAUUAGCGCCGCCGCUGGUGUUGUUGGCCAGGACCACGGAGUGGAUGGACAUUUUAGCCUUGGAAGGGAUGGCGUACUUGCUGUGCUCCUGGACGGUCUCGAAGGCGAGGUGGCUGACGAGCAGGCGGAUGACGUUAUUCUGGGCGAAGAGGUCCUGGCAUUUGGGAUUGCCGACGGCAAGUUCGGCGACGGCCCAGGCCACCAUGGCCUGAACAUUCAUAGGCCCUUCCUUGAGCACCUUCGCAAAGACAGUGCAGACGCCUGCGUGGAGCAUCUGGUCCACACUCUCUGGAUCGCGGCCCAGGAGGCCGAUGGCCCGGGCGGCGCUCUCUUGGCCCUCUGCUCGCCCUUCCUUGACCAGCUUGAGGAGAGGACCAAUGCCGCCCUCCUCGAUGAUGAGCUUGCCGUACCGAUCAUUGUCACGGGCGAGGGACACGAGGGACGCCGCGGCGUCGGCGCGGUCCUCGAGGGAGCCGUUGUGGAGUUUCGCGAUCUGCUCCCAAAUCAGGCAGAGAAUCGGCUCGUUGGAGGCGAUCGGGGGGAGUCCAAGGUAACCGUCGUCGUCGUCGUCGUCGUCGCCGCCGCCGCUGCUACUGCGUCUGCGGGUGGCGGACACUCGGAGCAACCAGGACACAUCCCCGAUGGAGUUCUCCAGCUGGGAGGACAUCUUCUUGAAGGCUGCAGCGGGUAUGAUGGUGAAGACGCGCUUUACGAGGCCGUGGGCUGCACGGCACUUACACACGAGGGAGAGGGCCUUCUCGAGGACCUGCUCUGUGUCGUCCAUGAUCCGGCGAGUGGGGCGCUCAUAGAGGUCAGCGCGGGCGGCCUGGCGGAGUAG